Messenger RNA from Xenopus laevis (African clawed frog), 2357 nucleotides. It is a transcript of the gene ush1g.S, whose product is annotated as Usher syndrome 1G (autosomal recessive) S homeolog. The transcript has 4 exons. Bases 566 to 1963 code for a protein of 465 amino acids. The record is from RefSeq and is a predicted model, not a curated record. Gene Ontology annotation, cellular component: plasma membrane bounded cell projection. Gene Ontology annotation, biological process: sensory perception of light stimulus; equilibrioception; sensory perception of sound. Lineage: Eukaryota; Metazoa; Chordata; Amphibia; Anura; Pipidae.
CUGGCAUUGCCCGGCACUGAAUGGCAUUUGCUUCCCCUAAGUAUGUUUGUAUAUGUGAGUGUAGAGGAAGAUGCGAGCAAUAGUGUAAUGUAUAGCGCUGAGGUGCUUUGUUGUGUCAGUCUCCCUGGAGAUACACUUGCAGCUCACGCUACACGAGCACAGGAGCCAAUCACGGGUCUCGGAGGGAGAAAGAGGCGGGGACACAACUCAGGGUGCUGUGGGAAUGGGCACAGUGGAUAGGGCACGCUAUGGGCACACAGAGCAAGGAAGGAAACAUAUAGGGAACUUGCACAGACCUCACAGGUUAGGGGUGUGAGGGCGGGGCCAAGAAAGAAAUCAGGUGGGCAAGGCCACUAAUAGAGAGAGGUGGCUGUGGGAUGGAUCACCUCCCAGGAUGCGUUCUAUGGAUGUGACCAUGUAAAUAGGACUUGUGGCUGUGGGCGGGACCAUCUGGCAAGUUGAGGGGUGUGUGGGCGGGAUCGAUUGACGGGAUAGCGGUGUGUGGCCUCCGGAGGGAACAUCUGAGAAGGGGGGGGGGGACUGGGCUGCUCCCGGGACAUGCAGGAUGGACGGGCGCUUCCACCGGGCCGCCAGGGAUGGAUUCCUGGACCUGCUAAAAGAGGCGACUCGGAGGGAUCUGAACUCGCCGGACGAGGAUGGCAUGACCCCGACUCUAUGGGCGGCCUAUCAUGGGCACCUGGGGGCACUGCGGGUCAUCGUGAGCCGGGGGGGGGAUCCAGAUAAAGGCGAUAUUUGGGGGAACACUCCUCUGCACGUGGCUGCUGCCAAUGGACAUUUAAACUGCCUUUCCUUCCUGGUGUCUUUUGGAGCCAACAUCUGGUGUUUGGACAAUGACUACCAUACUCCACUGGACAUGGCAGCUACAAAGGGUCACAUGGAGUGUGUCCGCUAUUUGGACUCAAUCGCGGCCAAGCAAACCGGCCUCAACCCUAAAUUGGUGAGUAAGUUAAAGGAACGGGCCUUCAGGGAGGCUGAGAAGCGGAUCCGCGAUUGCGCCAAGCUGCAGCGCAAGCACCAUGAACGUAUGGAACGCCGAUAUCGAAGGGACAUGUCUGACCAUUCAGACACCAUGAGCUUCUCCAGCUUCUCAAGCUCAGUGAGCCAGCGUUACCCCAGUGCCACAAUGCUUUCCACCAUGCCAUAUUCUCAUGCUGCGGGCACCACCAAAGGCAAGACAAAGAUACAGAAGAAACUAGAGAAAAGGAAACAGACAGAUGGAAUGUUCAAGAUCUAUGAAGAUGGCAGAAAGAGUGUGCGCUCACUCUCAGGGCUGCAGCUUGGUAAUGAUGUUAUGUUUGUCAAGCAGGGCACAUAUGCCAGCCCCAGGGAGAGAGGGCGCCAAUACCUCCGGGACGUGUUCUUGCCAGAGGAAGACUCCCUCUCCCGAGCCAUUAGUGAUCCUGGACUUCAUGGAGGUGAUUCUGCUCAUUCAGAAGUCAGCACAGACUCUGGACAUGAUUCUCUGUUUACCAGACCGGGUCUUGGUACUAUGGUGUUUAGAAGGAACUAUCUGAGCAGUGGCCUGUUUGGGAUGGGGAGAGACGAGGGGAAUGGACUUCAAACUGGGGUGGGUGAGGAAGUUAAAUUGCGCAGCCGAUUAAAGCGAUCACCAAGCCUGGAUGACAGUAUUGGCAGUGCAGGGAGUCUGGUGGUUAGAAAUGAGCGGGAGUUGCACUGGGAGGAAGAGGAAUUGAGGCUGGAUGAUGAUGAAGACCCAGAUACCAGCCCACUGGAGACUUUCCUGGCCUCUCUUCAGAUGUUUGACCUGGUUUGUGUAUUACAGGAUGAGAAGAUUGAUCUAGCAGCCCUUACUCUGUGCUCUGACCAUGACCUGAAGAGCAUAGGUAUCCCUCUGGGACCACGCAAGAAGAUCAUGGAUGGGGUCCAGCGAAGGAAGCAGGUGAUAGAAAGACCCUCUACCAUGGGAGACACUGAGUUAUAAUAGAGUGUACAGAGCAGGACCCCAGACUUCCUAAUGGCCACUCAUCGGGUUAAUGACUGUCAUGCUCCUUCCAUGCCAUAACCAGUGCCACUUUAGGGGAAGCUGCCCCAAACCUCACUGUUUUUUUUUCUGCUGCCAAGACUACCUAAACCUUCCCGUAUGUGAGGCACAGGGGAGAUGUAGUUCUUCUUGUGAAAAAGCUGAGAGGCAGAAUCAGGUGAUGCUGAGUCUGUCUCAACCACCAUGACCCUUUCUGGACAUGGACACUUCAGUUGGCUCAACAUCAUCUCUUCUGGACAUAGGCUCCUUCUGGAUACACUUCAUGAACCGUUAGUCUAAUGGCCAAAUGUAUUCAAAGUUCUAGAAAAAUAAAGUUAACUUGAUAUUGUUUCAA